Molecule: messenger RNA, 1395 nt
Organism: Puntigrus tetrazona (Sumatra barb)
Lineage: Eukaryota; Metazoa; Chordata; Actinopteri; Cypriniformes; Cyprinidae
Product: transmembrane and death domain protein 1-like
Exons: 5
Coding region: 1-828 (275 amino acids)
Biological process (GO): signal transduction
Molecular function (GO): protein binding
Source: RefSeq, a predicted model, not a curated record
AUGCUAGUACCGGUGCUCAGCUUCUUCCUUCUUCAGCUUUUCUUCAGCCCAAAUCUUGCUGAUGAUACAGUGGCAGAGGACAUCGGACCUCACCAGCUGGAGCGCCUGGUGGAGCUCCUGACAGCUCAUGAGUGCGAGAAGCUCAUUUCUGCCCUAUCUCAACCUGAGGAGAGCAUCUUUCAACACUUAGACCGACUAUCUGCAGAAAGGAACCAGUUACUGCAUUCAAGAAGACGCAGAAACACAGACCAGCAGGCCCCCUGUCGCUCAGCGCUUAAGGAUUGGCUGCAGACUCACGGCAAGCAGAUAUACUACGACAGGCUGUCUCGUGCACUGCAGCAGAUCGGCAGGACUGACAUUGCCAUAGAGGUGGGCAAGAACAUCAACCAGGAAAAAACUCUUGCUAUGCAGAGAUACGUGGACGGCUACCAUGAACUUGUUAACCAAAUGGCCACUCACCAGGAGACGCAUGCAUCAGAAGAUCGUGAAGACCACGAAGAGGUGCUGCAUUACUCUGCAAAACAAGCUAAAGGGUUCACCUGGAAAGACGUGGACUUGGUGUUGAAAAGGCAACCAGUACCACCUUAUCAGCCCCAUCUGCUACACAGAGUAUGGCCUCUACUUUAUGGCCUCCUGCUUGGGUUUGCAGGCACAUUACUCACAAGCGUAGCCUUCCUGCUUAUUAGCAUAUAUGUAUCCCAUGGCAACAGAACCAAAUCCAAGGCCGAGUAUCAACCCCGUCGCUGUCCCCUUCUCAGCGUUGUGACAUCAGAGAUACGCCACUCAGAGGACACACGCAGACCGAGAAAUGGAUGUUCGGAACACUAAUGAAGCCAUGUUCAUCAGUAUGAAACUUAAUAUUAAAUGUGCCUUUGAUGGCUGAUUAUGACCCAUGAUACUUGCCUCGAAGUGUCUCUUAUCUCAUCCAGUGUGUGCUAUUAAAACUACAGUUAGACAGCCGCACACGUCGACACCUUCAGUUCCCAGCGCUUCUCAUAAAGACGUUUCUGCAAUAAAGCACCUGACAGAACAUAAUGACAGCAAUCUGUUACCUCCAUCGAGACCGCUGCCAUUGUCCUGUCAGUGUUUUGAUGGGAAUGUAGGGGAGGCUGCGCUGGAAUGCAGCCUGGCUGCUGUUGCCUUGACAAUCUUAGCACUUCCUGUUUCCAGUCCGCGACAGUGGCGGCGAGCUCGUCUGGCAUUGAGGAAAAACUAAUUAUCCAGCUUGGCUCCUUCUCCCCUGAGCUUGCACAUACCCCCUGAAGCAAUCCACAAGGCUAAUAACAAUGACAAUGCUUGCAGACAAUGCAGUCUGUACGUCAACCUCAGAGAGACAGGAUAGACUGGGCGAGGAUGGCAAUGAAAGCGCACGGGAGAGAGCGCUGAAAGGUUUGG